AUGGCUAGCCCCGCACCCUUCGUGGCCUCCAUCAGCCACCAAAUGGUGGCUCUGCAGACCCUGCAGCUGCUGCAGCAGGAGUGGGGCUGGGGGGAUGAUCCGGGCACCCCAAGGAGCCCGCGGGACCCUGAUCACGUGUCCGCUUCCCCAGCGCGUCGCUCAGGCCCUCGGCGGGCCCGGCCUGGGCGCGAGGAGGGGGGCGGGGACAGGGGCGCCAGGAAUGAGGGAUCUGGGACUCGGGCGAGCUCCCCUGAGGUGGAAGUGGUGCGAGGCGCCGAGGGGGGCGUGGAGCUGCUGCCCUUUCCCCCGGACCACAGGCCCUGCAGUCUGGCCCGAAUGGCGAUGCGCAGCGCGCUGGCCCGCGUGGUGGACUCGACCUCAGAGCUGGUCAGCGUGGAGCAGACGCUGCUGGGCCCCCUCCAGCAGGAGCGGUCCUUCCCCAUCCAUCUGAAGGACAGUGUUGAGUUUAGAAACAUCUGCAGUCACCUGGCUCUACAAAUUGAAGGACAGCAGUUUGACAGAGAUUUGAAUGCUGCCCACCAGUGUUUGAAGACAAUAGUCAAGAAGCUGAUUCAGUCACUUGCUAACCUUCCUUCAGAUGCCCACGUGGUAGCCUGUGCUUCUUUGAGACAGAUCUUACAGAAUCUCCCAGACAUAUGAGUGUUCAAGCCUCGGGGACUAAAACCACAGUGAGCACUACUCA
Molecule: messenger RNA, 703 nt
Organism: Equus quagga
Lineage: Eukaryota; Metazoa; Chordata; Mammalia; Perissodactyla; Equidae
Gene: DLEU7
Product: deleted in lymphocytic leukemia 7
Exons: 2
Coding region: 1-660 (219 amino acids)
Source: RefSeq, a predicted model, not a curated record